Messenger RNA from Plasmodium gaboni, 4308 nucleotides. RefSeq lists its product as hypothetical. The coding region runs from base 1 to 4308 and encodes 1435 amino acids. Lineage: Eukaryota; Apicomplexa; Aconoidasida; Haemosporida; Plasmodiidae. The transcript has a single exon. The record is from RefSeq and is a predicted model, not a curated record.
AUGAAUCGAAUAUUUUAUUUUUGUUUGUUUACUAUUUUGUUCUGGCUAUCUCUUGUAUCUGGUGAAAAUGUUAAUAAUACAAACGGCAAUGAGAAAAAUAGGAAAGCUAUUUUAUUAGCUUUAUUAAAAAAUUCAUUAGUAGAUAAUAAGGAUUAUAACAAUAGUGAAGAGCUAAAGUAUGCAUUGGAACAUAUUCAGAAUUCUGAAUUAUAUCCAAAGGAUUCCAAAAAAUUUGACAAAUUUAUUGAUGAAUUUUUUAGUUAUUAUAAUAUUCAUGUAAAAUUUACUGAUGAAGAAAAAAGCAUAUUACAUAUAUCAGGUGUUUUCAAAGAAUUCUAUGUAGAUGUAGACAGUUUAAAUAAAGAUGAAAUGAAAGAAUAUUUUAAGAAAAAUCAUGAAAAGGGUCUUUCUUUAAUUAAUUUAAUCGUUCAUAGUAAUUUAAUGAUUCAACAAUUUGAUCAUGAUAUUAUGGAUAAAAAAAAAGUACAUGAACAAAACACAAAUACAAAUAAAACUUUAGAAUAUAUAACUGAUAAUUUAAAUGAUCUAAUUAAAUUCAAAAAUAUUCAUUUAAAUAAUAAUUCCACUGGAGAUUUUAUUAUCAAAUUAUAUACAAAUUAUGUGAAUUAUAUUAACCCUUAUAAAACGAACCCUUUACCAAAUACACCACAUUAUUACGAACAUAAUAAUUAUCAUACUAAAGAACAUUAUAUAUACGACGAGGAAAUAGCUGAUCCAAAUAUGGACAAUAUAAAUACACACAAUUAUAAAGAUGGUUUUCAAGUAAUAACUACAAAAGAAGAUCAAAAAGAAGAAAAUGAAAAAAACGGAAACCAUGAAAAUAAUAAUGCAAUUAAUCCUAAAUAUAUCAAUUAUGAAAAAUCUUAUAAAAAAAUAUUGAAUGCUAUAUUUGAACAAUUAGAUAAGGUAAAUAAAAUAUUUUCACAAAAUAAAAAUAAUAAUAACAGUGAUGAAAAUGAAAAUAAUUCUGAAUCAAAUUCUGGAAAAUCAGAAUUAAAUAAUGAAAAUAGCCAUUCUGUAAAAUUAUCCAAUUCAUCACCUGUUUCAUCUAACCAAGAAUCUUUAAUCUUUCCAUAUACUUAUUACAACCCAUAUUAUAUGUUCAGACUAACUAAUAGUUAUAAAGAAAAUGAUGAAGAUUCGAAAAAUGAAAAAAACAUCAACAAUAAUGAAGAUAAUGAGUAUGGAAAUAUGAGCAUAGUUUUGGAGAAAAUAUACCAUAUAUUAAAAGAUUCUAAUAUUAAUGAAAAUAUUAUGAUCGAUAAAAUGUCAGCACCACUUAUAAUGUCUAUUAUUAUAAAUUUUAUGAAAUAUAUGGUUGAAAAAAAUUUUAACCUUCCAGUCUCAUCGAAGGAUGAAAAUAAUUUUAAUAAAUCAAAUAAUAAAGCAUUAUUAUUACAACAAAAUAAUAAAGAUAAACCAAUACAUAAAAAAAAAGAAAUUAGAAAUAAAAAAAUACAAACAAAAAUGGAUGAAAUAGAUGAAAAGACAAAAAAGAAAAUUUCAAAUACUAUUUAUGUAAAUGUUGGACAAAGUGGCAUUAAUGGAUUUUUUAACUUUUUUGAUUUUAGAGAAAAAUCUAUAGAUCGAAAUAUGUGCGAUUUGUUACAUGUAAUGGAAGAUAUGAAAAUAUUUGAUAUUUUCCAAACUGUUAUAUUUAUUCAAAAAUUUACAGAAAAUGUAUGUGCAUCUUAUUGUAUGAAUAUUACCGAUGUGCUAGAAUUAUCACACUAUGAUAUGAUAUUAUAUGAUAAAAUGGUUUUCCAUUUUAGUAAGGAUGGUAUGCUGAUAAAGACGGAUAAGAAAUAUUUAUUUAAUUUAAAAGAUUUCGAAAAUAUACUUAAUCUUUUAAAUAUAAAUGCUAAUACCAUAGCAUUAAAUUGCCCUUGUAAAUUUUAUUCCGAUGUUAAUUAUACAUAUUCUGAACAAUAUAAAAUGAAUUUAAAAGGAUAUCUCCAUAAAAUAAAUGAAUUUGAUUAUAUUAAUAAUUUUUCAGCAUCUUAUCUUUUAGAUCAAUUAAUAAUGUUCCAAGAGAAAUUUAAUUAUAUUAAAAUGAAUGGAGAACUACCUAUAGAUGAUCCAAAAAAAAUAUAUAAUAUGAAUAAUGUACAUGAUACAGCAUAUUAUCAUAAUUAUAGAUAUUUCCCAACCAAAGAUAUGCCAAAUUUAAAUGAUAAUUUUUAUGAACACCUUAAAUAUCCUGAUAUAAAUACUAUUCAUAUUUAUUAUAAUGCUUCUCCAGUUAAAUUAAAUGAAGUAAAUGAUUUAAAAAGUAUAAUUAUUGAUGAAAUAAAAUCCAAAAUUUUCUAUAUUAAUUCUUAUAGAGUAGGAGAUCAAUUUUUCCCAACAUAUAGUAAUUUAGGAAAGGAUGAUCAUGAUUUAGAAUAUUCAGCAAAAAAUAUUUAUAAAAUAUCUAAUGAACGUGACGAUAAUACAUUCAAUAAUAACAACAAUGUGGAUAACAAUAAACAUAAGGACAAUUAUAAUAAAUAUAAAGAUAACAAUAGCAGAUAUACAGAUAAUUAUAACAAAAAUAGAGAUAACUAUAAUAGACACAAAGAUAGCAAUAACAGAAAUAGGGAUAAUUACAACAGAUAUAAAGAUAAUAAUUACUAUUAUAAUAAUGAUGAUAAUAAUAACUAUAAUGAAAGAAAACGUUAUAUCAGAAAAAAAACAUACGAUAAAUUGAGUUAUUUUAAUUUACCAAGCUUGAAAUCUAUUUAUAAUAAUAAAAUUAAUGGAGAAAGUGAAAAAUUCUCAAAUGAUAAUGAAGUACCUGAACAAAAUGAAUGGACUCCUUUAAAUAAACCACAAGAUUAUGAAGCAUUUUAUAAUGAAAAAAAAUAUCAUACAAGUGUAUAUGAAACUAAUGAAGAAGAAAAGGAAAAUUUACAAAAAUUGAAGGAUCAAAUUAACAUAAAAUCAGAUAUUUUAUAUAAUGAUAUUGAAGAAAAUAAAAAUACUGAUGAUGUCUUAUUAAUAGAAAAUAUUACUAUAAAUAAUGGAACUACAACAAAUACAAUUGAAAAUAAUAAGGAUAGUAAUAAGGAAAGUGAAAAUUCUAGCACCGAACAAAAUGAUAAUAAUAAUAAUAAUAAUAAUAAGGAAGAAGAUAUAAGUGAGAACAAUAACAAAUCAACAGUUACAGGUGACAGUAUAGAAAAUCCUAAUGAACAAACAAAUGGUGAUCAACACCCAUGCACUGAAUAUAAUCCAAGCAAAAGAUCUAUUAAUGCAAAAUAUUUGAUUUUCUUUUUUAAAAAUCUUCAUGUAUGGAAAACAGAUUUAUUUUGCCAGAAUAUAAAUUAUAUUAAUAACUAUUUAAAUAGUAUACAAUAUAAUAAAACCCUCACAUUUGAUAUAUGUUAUGAAAAAAAUACAGUAACUAUAUAUUUUACUGAUAAUGUUACUUAUACUGUGAAAGUAAACUUAGAAUAUCUUGUAUUUUUAUUAGAAAAAAUAUCAUUGAUAAUGUAUGUAGAAGAUUUAUGUUCUCUCUUUGAAACUGAUAAAAAAAGAAAUUAUAAAAAUUUAACUAAAUUCUUAGAAAAUACAGAACGUAUAAAUACAUUCAUAAGAAAUCAUAUGAUGUUGUCAAAUGAACAAUUUGUAAAUAAAAAUAAAUAUGCAAAGGAAUUAGCAGGCAUAUCUAUAUCUAAUCUCUUUUAUCCUAAAAAAGAUAUUAUUUUAAGAUCUACACCUUAUAACAAUAUUAUAUUAGAUGAAAAAGAUAUAUACCAAACUAUUUUUAUUUAUAUGGAUGAUAUGUUAACAGAAAAAAUGGUAAAUGAUACAAGUAUUACACCUUAUGCAUUUGUAGUCUAUACUAAAUCAAAAAAAGACCCUCAAGGAAAUAAUUUUAAAAUUGAACAAAAUAAGCAUAUAACCAAAUAUUCUAGAAGUGCAAUUGAUAAAUAUAUUCAUUAUGAAUACAAAAAAAUUUCAGAAAACCUAAAUAAUUUUUUUAUGGAAUCGAAUUCAAAUGUUCCUCAAUAUAAUGGAAAUUAUAAAGAAUAUACAAUAAUUGUUUAUAAUGAUAAUCCAUCUAUGGCUAAUAUUGUACUUACUACUACAAUUAAUGUAUUCAAUGUUUCUUUCCUACAAAGCAUAAUGGAAAUGUUAUUAAAUAUUAAAGCCAACCAACAGUUCUUUUCUUAUAAAGGAAAAUUCAUACCAGUCAAUGCAUUCAUUACUUUAGAAAAUAAAAUCAAUUACAUAUUCUUUAAUUAUAUACCACUUGAAAAUUAUGUUAAUAAUGGACAUGCAAUAGAAUUUGAAAAUUCAUAG